GCCGCAGGUUACCGCCCCCAUACGCGUGAACAGCCGAGUCAUUUUGACGUCCGGAGUUUGGAAUACUUCACGUUUGGAGUAGAGUUACGUUAUCGCGCCCAUGGUCUGAUUUUGGCGAAAGUGGUGACCACCGAUGCCGGAGCACUUCCCCUAUAAGUAGGCGGCAAUUUUCGGACGGUUGCAGGGGACGAACCAUGCGAAAAAAGAGAUCACGUGGAGCCUGAUGUGCACGCGUCUGCACUGGUCGUCGUCCCAGGAACGUUUCUGAAGCUAUGGAUAGCCUACAAAACAAAACUCGCAAGACAGACCAACCUGUUUCCACUUGCGGAAAUUAGUUUCUUCGGCACCGCGCGCUGCGUGCACUGUUCUAAGCACGUGCACGUGCUUCAUUGUCGCGCGCCGUCGCGCGAGGAGAAGAACGAGAAAAAGCCGUUCCCUUUCAUGCAGCUUUGCGAUGGCCCAUCCGCGACAAAGCGCCAAGGUCCGUCGCCAGCCCCUCGAAGUGCGCCAGCCAGGCUCCCCCGCAUUAGCAGCAGGGUCACCGCCGUGGUCCGGCUCCCAGUCACCGCUGGAAGAGUUGGGUUCACCACCAGUCCUUCCGGCUGCCAUCGUUGCCCGCAGGGACCUCUAUAACGUGGCAAGCGCGUACGUAACACCCUCCUCUCAUUCUCGUGUUCCGGCAAGACACCGGCAGGGCGAGGUGAACCAGGCCUCGCCUCCUAUCCGUCCCGCGUCAGGAGCCGGGACGACGGACACGUCGCCUGUGCCACACUCGGGGACCGCUGAGAAUGCGCGGCGUUACGCCGGCUUUCCAGGAGUGCCGGCGUACGUGUUGGCGCCGGAUGUCAUAAUUUUCACCCCUCGCAGCACGUCGCCGCAGUUACAGGCGCGGUCAGCAGAACCGCUCACUGCAGAGCCACCGUCCGACAUUUCUGCUGCUGGCGCCGCAGAGACCACCGGUGACGAGUCGAGCCCAGCUCAGGCGCCCAUAAUACCGUCAUCGGGCGUCGAAAGUAAUUCCGAGGACCAGGCGGGGGGCAGAGCCAGGACUCGCCUCCGGUUCACGCAGGCCUGGGCACUCUGCGUCGUGGCUAUCGGUACGCUCAUGAUGCCCGCGGGUCUCGUGAUGCUGUCUUACAUGAAAACUCCGCCCGUAGGCAGGAACACGGCGCGUUCCCGCGCCUUUCCGGUCUCGACAGUCUCGUGGACACGCGUUCCGUCGCCGCCGCAUGCGCCAGGAGGUAGCACCAGCUGGCCAGCCCUGCCAUCGAACUGCACCGAAGCACCGCAGCUACUCGCAAAAGUGGCCGACCUUCAAUUUCAGCCCGAGCGGCCGUUCAAUCGGACGACGAAUCACACUGUUUUCUGCAUUUACAACGUUACCCGUUUCCUGCCAUUUUUCGAUCAAACUGAGCAGACGUAUGCGCCGCAAAACAUGCCUCUCGAGUACUGCCGGAACAUCGUGUACUGGUCCAUGGCAGUGGGAGCUGACCAACCGAAGUCACGGGCCCCGGAGUUCGACGAAAAAUACGGCUUGGCCGUGCUGCGUGAGCUGCUCGAGUCGUCGCGCUCCUUGGGUCCAAAGAAGUUACUCGUGGCCCUCGGCGGGUACCAGAGUGACAGUGUGCGCUUGACCGAGAUUGCGCGAGACCAGCGAAAGAUGGCCUCGUUCGUGAGGAACGUGAUAGCGGUGCUGAAAAAUCACUCGCUGGACGGCGUCGCCCUGCACUGGGUGCGUCCGGAAGCUGCGUGCCGCCUCCCCGGUCGUGACGAUGACCUGUUCACCGUGUCUGCGAUAGUGGACGCCAUUUCAAAGGAGCUUUCACCGAACGCCAUCAGCCAAGGACUCGUCACGCUGCUUUUGCCCGCUGACCGCACCGUGGCAGGUCCGCUGGUCAAAGGGCUCGUGAACGCGGUCGACUACGUCAUGGUGGAGACGCACUUGCUGCCGUUGCCACGCAAGCCAUCGCAUAAACUAUGCACGUACCUGGCCGACGAAGUGACCCGUUUCAUCGGGUCGCUUGGUUUUUUGACUCCAGAACAGGAGAUGAAGGUGUGCAGCGGCUACAGUUUGUCCCCGUUGAAGGUGUCGGUGGCGGGGCUACUCGGUGUGAGGUCCACCAUUGGAUCGUACGACAACAAAUCUAGUCUGAGUGGCCUGCGCGCUAGGGGCAAAGUGUCCGACGUGUGCGGCAACAAGGAAGAACCAUGCCGCUACAACUACCUGGACAGCGACUGCAUCGUCGUCAACCCGAACUCAGACUGGUGGAACGUGUUCUACCUGUUCCACGAGACGGAGACACUGCAGGCCAUCAUGUCGCGCGACGCCGUAACCAAGGCGCAUAGGACCGUCCCGCUGGCCCGUUGCGCCGCUCUCUUCGACCUCGACAUGGACAACUGGGACAUACGACACACGUGCAAUGGCUUCGAUUCGACGUACACGCACCUGACGCACUUCCAGGCCAGCCUCAAAAGAUCGGCCAGCCCCUUCCAGUCUAUGCCUAGGUGCCGAUACUAGUUGGGGUGAAGCGAGGUCUGGGAAGACAGCGUCGGCGCGUUUCACGUGGCUUGCGCUUGAAAGACCCAGUGUAUUUGACAUGCGCUCGCACGCGCUUCGCUUCUCUCGCGUGCGUAUUCUCGCGUUAUUCUUUCGCCUAUUUCACGUCUGCCACAAGCAAGCAGUUUGCUUGCAGUUAUGGAACUAAGAGACUAAAUGUUUUUGUAUGGCUUU
Dermacentor albipictus is the source of this 2731-nucleotide messenger RNA. RefSeq lists its product as uncharacterized. The record is from RefSeq and is a predicted model, not a curated record. Gene Ontology annotation, biological process: chitin catabolic process; carbohydrate metabolic process. NCBI's taxonomy places the organism in Eukaryota, Metazoa, Arthropoda, Arachnida, Ixodida, Ixodidae. Gene Ontology annotation, molecular function: chitin binding; chitinase activity. Gene Ontology annotation, cellular component: extracellular region.